Messenger RNA from Styela clava, 739 nucleotides. The record is from RefSeq and is a predicted model, not a curated record. Lineage: Eukaryota; Metazoa; Chordata; Ascidiacea; Stolidobranchia; Styelidae.
AGGGAUUUCCUGGGCUCAAGGGAACACAAGGAGAAGUUGAUUAUAAUGAACUUGGAGCCUUGAUCGAUAGAAAAGUCGAAAGAGCAAUGGAAAAGCAACGGGCAGAAAUGAACGAAACAAUGAAUGAAUUUCUGGAAAGAAUAGAGAAAUUAGAAGGGCAAGAAAGCACAAACACCUUUGCAGUUGCCACAUCUGCUCCAUCCGUUUCACCGAAUCUUUCUCCGCCUCCUGGAUUUACUGAACAAGAUAUUGUGCGCUAUGACGGAAGAAUAUUCAUACCGUUGGCAUCUAGAAAGGUUCGUAAAGCAUCAGCGAUCGCCAAAUGUCAACGAGCAGGCGGGAAAUUAGCUAAUAUAUACAACCAAAAUCAUAUGGAUAAGAUAAUGGCAUUUAUUCGUGACAACAAGUUGGACGGGGUUUCAUAUAAAGACUUUCAUCUCGGCAUGACAUUCGACCCUCUUAAUCAGAUUCUUCGUUUCCGAGACGGAACUGUGACAUCACACAUGGGUUUCAAAUGGCUCUUAGGGACUCCAACCAAUAGGCAGGGUUAUUAUUCUACUUUCACAAACAUGGUUAUCAAGAUUCAGAAUGAUUCAACAAGCCCAUAUCAAUACAUUUACAACUACCCAGAUCGUAAAGAGUACGUCAUUUGUGAAAUUUAAACUUCCAUCCACCUGUUGCAGCAAACUUUCAGAUGAAAAAUUAAGAUGGAGAAACUCGUUACGUGCAAAUACUACGU